Molecule: messenger RNA, 795 nt
Organism: Kuraishia capsulata CBS 1993
Lineage: Eukaryota; Fungi; Ascomycota; Pichiomycetes; Pichiales; Pichiaceae
Exons: 2
Coding region: 1-795 (264 amino acids)
Biological process (GO): endoplasmic reticulum to Golgi vesicle-mediated transport; vesicle fusion
Cellular component (GO): SNARE complex; late endosome membrane; ER to Golgi transport vesicle membrane
Molecular function (GO): SNAP receptor activity; SNARE binding
Source: RefSeq, a predicted model, not a curated record
AUGAACUAUUCCAUAACUAUCCCCUCUUAUUGUCCUCUUACUCGUUUGAGGCGCGAAAAUGGGAGUCUGCACGACCCUUUUUUGAACACCCUAAUAACAGACCUGGCAGAUUUACCUGUAUUCAACUUGUACAACAACAAGCAAAUGAACCUACGAAAGGACCUCGAAGCGUUUGACGGAAAUCCAGUAGGGGCCCCGCUUUCGCUGUUGGGACAAAUCACGACGACUAUCACGCUGUUGGUGCGGACUUUGGAUGAAUAUGAGAGUUUUAUAGCCAAGGAGACCAUCAACGAGGAGAAAAAGCUGAAGAACGAAACGAGACUGCUGAAUUUGAGAAGCGAAUUGGGUGAAUCCAAGGAAAAAUUCACGCUUUUGAAGAAAAAAAGAGAGCAGGGACUUCAGGAUACCGGCAGGACCCAGUUAUUCGAGCGUGGAAGAAAUGGGGCAGGUUCCGAUAAUCCAUAUGACGACACUGCUAAUCAGCAGCCUGGAGUUGCGUCUUCAUUGAGCAUGCAGGAAGGUUUAUUAAAAGAAGGUUCGGUUUUGGGAAGAGGCAACCAGCAGUUGGAUGAGAUUUUGGAGAUGGGAAGGGCAACUUUUGAGGACUUGGUGUCACAAAACGAAAUCAUAGCAAAGGCACAGCGGAAGAUGACGGAGUCAUUGAGUACCCUAGGCUUUUCCAGAGCAACUAUCCGCAAAAUCGAGAAAAAGGCAUUUGAAGACAAGUGGAUAUUCUACAUCGGAGCAUUAUUCACAUUUUUCUGCUUCUGGCUGAUCUGGAGGUAUCUCGGGUGA